AUGAAGAAGCAAGAGAGGUGUGUCCGGGCAGCAGCAACUGUAGGUCCUGGAGCUGGGAACAGUGCCUCUGUAAACAAAGCUGCUAACACAGUCCCUACCACCACAGUUUGUGGCAGCACUGCCAACAUUAUAUCAUCAGGAGCUUGCCUUGCAGCAAAUCCAGCUGUUUCCAUCAUCACAAGUGAAGGAGUAACAGAGCAGGCAAUGGGAAUGAAACAUUCAAAGUCAGACCAUUCAGGUCUUAGUCACAAAGACAGAUUCAAAGAUAAAACUUCUGUAGCUAAAAAGUUCAUCAGUAAAAGCCAGGAAAACCUAAGCAGUCAGGGGAAGACUGCAUCUUUAACAACAGUCGUGGAGUCUCCUCAACCUGUUUCUUUGUUGACAAAAACUGAAGCAGACCUUGCUGAAAAAAAUAAAGAAAAUCUAGCCAUUCGGGUGAGGGAGAGAAACUCAGUUAUUAUGAAAUCCAAAGCAGGAAAGCUAAAUAGUUUAGCUGCCAACAUGCGGAAGGCAUCUAGUACACAGUCCAUAGACAGAACAAGCCUGAAAUCAUCAUCGUCUAAGUCAUCCAGCAACCUGGCCAUCAAGCGAGCUCAGAGUACACAGAAUAUUUGCAAAGAUAAAUUUUUGAAGAAGCGUACAUCAGCUCCUGCAGACGUCAUGGCUUUCAAUGCUGAACUGUUGGCUAAUUUUGAGAAAGAAAAGAAGAUACUUGAGGGAAGGAUAUCAGAACUGACUAAAGUGGCAGAAAGCAGGAAGGGUGAGAUUGAAAAAUACAAAUAUGAAGUUAAGAGACUGAAAGAUCAGAUAUCAUGCAGUGAGAGCAGAGAAGAAAUGGAGUUACUUAGGAACCAAAAUAAAUUACUUGUUGACAGACUACAAGAGCUUGGAUUUCCAGCAGAACAGAUCACGGACUCUGAAAAGCUCAUGAUGAAGAAUUCUUGUGCCGACACAGCUGAUAGUCAUGAUAACACUUCUGACAUCUAUCUGCAAACCUGCUUGAGCUGUUACAGCAUCUCCACAGAUGGAGGACAUACAAAAAGCCACACAAAUCCUAUAAAUAUCACUUUUGUUGGGGUUUCUGAGAAGACUCUCUUAAGUGAAGUUGACGGUUCAGACCUUCAUCGAUCUACAUCUUUGUCUGCCUCAGAGCCAGGAAUGUCGCUACCUGAUCUGUGUGGGACACCUGACCAUCCAUCAGUACUUUCACUGGACACUGCCAACUGGGAUAAGCAGAGCAACAAGUCAGCAAAUAGUGAUGGUGCUAUCAGUGAAGCUUCCCUAGCAUGCUUAACAGAGAGAAUACUACAAAUGGAAGAAACAAAUUAUUCAACCACAGAGGAAUUACAAGCAACCCUGCAGGAACUGGGUGACUUACAAGAUGCUGUCAAUGAGCUGACAGAAGACAACACUAAGCUUACAGAUGAGAAGGCUGUCCUUCUGGAGUCCCUGUGCACACAAACAGUCAAGUUGGAAAAUGCAAGAUUUCACCUGGAGCAUCUGAAGCAUCUGCUGAUAUCUGGUGAUCUACCAGAUAAAUCUGACAGAGAUGACCAUCUUCUUGGUCUUCUCAAGUCUGCACAGGAGGAGAGAGAAGAACUCAUGAGAAAGCAGACAGAGUGGUGUAAUGCUGUGCAUUGCUUGGAAUCAGAAUGUAAAGAAGCUCAAGAGGCCGAGGAGAAAAUGAGAGGGAAAUACAGUGUGCUUAAACUUGCUCAUACGUCAUUGAAGGCAGAGAAGGAGGCUUUAGAGAAACAGCUGUUGGAGAUGAAAGAAGCCCAAACAGCAGAACAGACUGAAGUCACUAGACUGAAAACAUUUCUGGAAAAUGAAAGGAGCAAAGUGACUGAAUUUGAGACAACCAGGCAUGCUCAUGACAAGAAUGAUUUGGAAGCACUACUGCACACAGCCAGACUUGACAAAGACAGGGCAGAGCAGAAGCUAACAGAUCUCAUUGAGGCUCUGGCUUUAUCUCAGCAUGAGGUGAUCAGACUGAAGGAUUGUCUGUCUAGCAAGGAGCAAGAACUAACAGAAAUCUGCAACAGUGCAAAGACUCAGAUGUCUGUCCUGCAGUCUAGACUGGAUGCAGUGGAAAAAGAAAAACUGGAAUCUGAGAGGAAAGAAGACAUUCUGAGAAAACAUGCAGAUCAACUGGAAUCAGACUGUGACAGAUAUAAAGAAGAGAAAAGAAGUUUGACUGUAAAACUGCAGGAGGCUCAGUCAGAACUCAGGUGUACCAAGCAGCAGAAACAGAUCAUGGAAGCAGAGCUACAGGAGAUUAGCUCCAAACAUGAUGUUGAGUCUGAGGAAUGGAAACAGUUUCAAAGGGACUUGCAGACGGCAGUUGUCAUUGCUAAUAACUUUAGCCAGGAAACACAAGACAAGAUGGAUGCCAUUACAGGCGAAAACAGUCAGGAAAUGGACAAGCUCCGACAAGAGAAUAUCAUUUUGAAACAAACCAGAGAGGAUUCUUCACUGAAGCAGUCUAUAUUAACCAAUGCAGAGCUCAAAGGAAAGGUCCUGACAUCCAUGGACAGAGAACUUGCUGCCUUGAGGGAGGGCCGUCCACAUAUGGAUCAGCGCAGUCAAAGCAUCUCAGUCAAAUCUCUUAUCCGCUCUAUUGAAGAGCAGGUAAAGUCAGGAUGUUCCUCAAUACAUUCAAGCCAUUCAGAGUCCCGACGAAGUUCCAAUUCUUCAGACAUCUCUAUUGCAUCUCUAAAAGAAUUUGUAAAGUCUCCUGCAUUAUCACUGUCAGUGUCUGAAGGACCAGGCUCACCAACUAAUGACUUCAGUUUGAGGCCAUCGUUCAUGAAAUGCAAAACUUCAGAAAAGUCUCCAAAUGCAAGGCCUGCCUCUGAUGGUGCUAGUGCUGCAGGAAUGCCAAGUCCUGAGGGACCAGCACAACAGUUACAAGGGUCUACAGCUGAUGCUGGGGAGCCUGUAGCUGUGGGAAAAGUGGUCACCCAGAUAUCAUCCAUUCUUAAAGACAGGACUACACCAAGGAGAAGCAGUGGAAUCGUUGAAGUAGAUGUUCCAAAGAAGGAAACGCCAGGGAAAGAUCCUUUAGCCUCACUUGCCAAGCUGAUGAAGGGAUCCAAACGCAAUGCUCUUCUCAAGUGGUGCCAGUUAAAAACCAUUCCAUAUUCAAACACUGACAUCACCAACUUUAGCAGCAGCUGGAAUGAUGGGCUGGGCUUCUGUGCCUUGUUGCACAGCUAUGUGCCUGAGAAGAUUCCUUACUGUGAGCUCACCUCUGAGGAUAAGAGGAGGAACCUAACGAUUGCCUUCAGUGCAGGAGAAAGUGUCGGAAUCAAAGCAACUCUGAACAUCAAUGACAUGGUGUCCAUGGAGAGGCCUGACUGGCAAGCUGUGAUGAACUAUGUUACAGCUAUAUACAGACACUUUGAGGUAGACAAGACAUGA
This is a messenger RNA of Candidula unifasciata, 3423 nucleotides long. Lineage: Eukaryota; Metazoa; Mollusca; Gastropoda; Stylommatophora; Geomitridae. The record is from the annotation of a GenBank genome assembly.